CUGGAGUCAUUGGGUAUCCGAUCGGAAGACUUAAUCGACUUCAGCGCCAGCAUAAAUCCACUGGGACCAUCGACGGAAGCCUUGGAGGCCGCGAGUAAUGUGAACUUAGCGGCGUAUCCGGAUCCGGAAUGCCACUUGCUCAGGGAGGCCCUAGGUGAAGCAUUAGAUCUCGAUCCUGGUUGCAUUCUGCCGGGAAACGGUUCGACUGAACUGAUUCACCUCUUGGCCAGAGCAUUUCUGGGUCCAGACGAUCAUGCCGUUAUUUUCUCACCGACCUUUGGCGAGUACGUGGCAGCUUGCCGCACCGAGGGCGUGGAACCAGUAGCACUGACGCCUUCCCAGCACGAAAUGUCUUCCGGAACUUUCUGGUGGGACUUGCCCGAAUCUGUUGACCGUAUUUCUGAGCUUACUCCGGCCGUGGUGUUUUUGUGCAACCCCAACAAUCCCACCGGGGUCUAUUUGAACGAAGCGGAAAUACGAACUGUCGCGGAGGCACUGAAGGGCGUAGGUAUUCUGGUGCUGGAUGAGGCCUACGCUUCAUUCGUAGAAGACGGGUGGAACUCGACGCAUCUCAUCUCUCUAGGGAAUGUUGUACUGCUGCGGUCGAUGACCAAAGACUACGCGUUGACCGGACUCAGGCUGGGCUACAUGCUGGCAACGGAGGAGAUAACCGGCCGGGUCCGGCGCUUUCAAUACAGUUGGAGUGUAAACUCGCCCGUUCAGGCCGCGGGGAUUGCUGCAAUAGCUGAUAGCGAACACUUGGCGAAAGGCCGACAUACUGUGGCCCAGGGAAAGAGGUUUCUCACAGAGACGGCGCACUCGUUGGGCGUUGAAUACACGGCGGGUGCUGCCAACUUUAUGCUGCUGAAAGUGGGAUGCGCUCGGGAGAUUCGGCGCUCGCUGCUGACAGAGCACCGCAUAUGUGUCAGGGACUGUACGUCAUUCGGUCUGCCGGAAUAUGUCAGGUUGGGAAUCAGGACCAUGGACGACAAUCGGAUGCUGGCAAGGGCCCUUGAGCUGGUCCUGGCCGGGAGCAGCGUCAUUGCUUAA
Molecule: messenger RNA, 1050 nt
Organism: Geodia barretti
Lineage: Eukaryota; Metazoa; Porifera; Demospongiae; Tetractinellida; Geodiidae
Source: the annotation of a GenBank genome assembly